AUGCCAUGGCCCAGGAGAGAGUUGCUUGGUGUUGUACAGGAGUUUGAGGUCUUAAAAGAAGUCGGCGUGUGCCAAGUCCCGCUGAUCUUCCUUUUGGUCCAGGGCUCAGCAGCGCCGCGUGACGAUCUUGCAGAGCUAGACCGCCUCGGCAGUGCUUCAGUCGAGAUGACGCGCACCAUCCUCUCAAUGCCGCAGCCCAUCUAUGGCCUUGCUCUUGGUGAGAUUUCAUCCACGGGAGCCAUGAUCUUGGAUGCUUGCGAUUGCAUUCUUUCCGACUUGCCACAUGAGAAUCUGGUCAGCCGUGUUUUACACCCCAACGAGAUUGCCCUUGUGUGCGAGAUCCUUUCGAUGGAGGUGGCAAACAUGAACUCAACAGAGGUGGAGAAAGUGAAAGAGCGGCUUCACUGGAAAAAGCUGAGCAGCCGUUUUCCCGCUUUGGCCAAAGCCAGGUGCUCUCAAGGUUGCCUUCAGCCUGACACCGCCAUUUCCGCGACGCUGGAUCAGGUAAGAUUCUUGCCCGGUCAGCGCAUUGUGAUUGACAUGUGA
Molecule: messenger RNA, 546 nt
Organism: Cladocopium goreaui
Lineage: Eukaryota; Dinophyceae; Suessiales; Symbiodiniaceae
Source: the annotation of a GenBank genome assembly